This is a messenger RNA of Aaosphaeria arxii CBS 175.79, 1946 nucleotides long. RefSeq lists its product as uncharacterized. Gene Ontology annotation, biological process: regulation of DNA-templated transcription. Gene Ontology annotation, molecular function: DNA-binding transcription factor activity, RNA polymerase II-specific; zinc ion binding. The transcript is spliced from 3 exons. Bases 185 to 1624 code for a protein of 479 amino acids. NCBI's taxonomy places the organism in Eukaryota, Fungi, Ascomycota, Dothideomycetes, Pleosporales. The record is from RefSeq and is a predicted model, not a curated record. Gene Ontology annotation, cellular component: nucleus.
GUAAGCAUUGCGGAAUUCUACUACAUCACGCUCUCAAUGCUCCCAAUCUUCUCCGACAACUCCGACAAGACACUGUGAAAACCAAUAUUUCCAUAUCAUCGGCCGAACAUUGACUUUCUCGUCGGCCGCCAUACAAAGCCGUUCGUUUCAUGAGCAAGCCCAUUCCGCUGCUCGCUGCCUAACAAUGAUCGCUUUGCAGGUAUGCCUUACUUGCAAGGGAAGGAAGAAGAGGUGCGAUAAGCAACUGCCGCAAUGUAGCUUUUGUAAGCAAAAAGGAAUAUAUUGCUCUUACGAUUAUGGAAGGGAAAUCGAUGCAUAUGCCCCUGCUCAGCCCGCCAGCGGGUCUUUUGUAGCUUCUCAUCACUCCUCCGCUCCUGAAAAUCAUCGUGGAAAUGGCCGGGAUACUGCUUGUACCUCAUCCCCUUACCAGUCGACUGCCUUUGGAUCACCAUCCGAUGCUUUACCACUCGACACUAGGCUAUCCAUUGAGGUUGAUCUUAUCGUCCGGCCGACGGGACAAUCUCCAGACAUGGUAGAGAGACGAUAUUUUCAAGGUCUGCAUCUGUGGGUGCCGUUUAUGUGCCCCUCCCGAUUUCGAAAUGAACGUCUCAUGGCAGUCUCAACGCCGACAGCAGAGUUUUCGCUACUGCUCCUGAGCAUGUACUUGAUCACACACGACCCACCAGAACUUAGCAAAACCUCCAUUAGGCGAGGUGAUCUUCACCUACAUGCUAAGACACUCUUUUCUCAGAUCUCCCUUCUGCGACGGCCUUCAAUUCGCCUGAUCCAGGCUGGAAUAUUAAUUGCCAUCUACGAAUAUGCCCAUGGCGACCCAGAUUCCGCCCUAGCAUCCAUCGAUCUCUGUGCCCGAAUGGCGUGCAAGGCUGGAUUUAAUCGACACUCCGCGGACAAAGGGGUAAAUCAAGCAUGGAAUACGUGGUGGGCACUAAGAAUAUUCGAACGAAUCUUCUACUGUGAGACCGCACUGACCACCCUGCCAUUGAUCACAUCUGCUCCAGAUGAAACAGAUAUACUCCCAUACGAAGUUAGCAGCCUCGAUUGUGGGGAAGAUUUGAUAGCGAAGCCUGGUUGUCGCGUGUGGCCUAUCAAUACCGCUGGGGUCGGGUGCUUUGGCCGUGCGGCUCAGGCGACAUAUCUGCUCGAUCAAGUCUUACAGGCAAUGAAAAUCGGUGAAGCAUCCGUUCGGCUUGUUCGCUUGAUCGCCCUAGACAGCGAGUUGCGCAGGCUCCUUUCAGUGACGAUGAGUGCCUGCCAUGGUAAACGAGGAGGGCACUGCGGCGCCGUGGGCACCUCGAUCAGAGCUCUUUUCAUGCUGCACGAACACAAUCUCCAGAACGAUAUCUUGCCGACAACGCAAUGUGUGAACUAUCCGCAGGCUGCACUCGAUACUGUUGUUCAGAUGGUGGUGGAUAUAUCUCGAAGUCACCGAGGGAUCGAUGGUGCUGACAUCGACAUUGUAUCUCCCAUCUGCAAUUAUGUAGUCCGUCAUACUUUGACGCUCCACUAUCAAAGGCGAUAUUCAGACAGCGAAGCCUGGUUCGACGACUCGGAUGCUUUACGAGAGUCUCUGGCCAAAUUGAGUCGUAGGUGGCAGAUAACAUGAAGCGAGCGACGAGAUGAUCCCGAGCCUUUUGUUUAUGAUGCCGUCAUCGAGUAUUGCGUAGGCCAAUCUUGCAGGCUUAUCUCACUGUUCAGUUUUACAUAUCCGUUAUCUUCAGAAAGGCAUGGGGGAAAUUUGCGCUGUGACAGGACCUCUCGCAUCCAAUUCUACCGAAUUAAUCGAGUUUCAUGGUGGCACAAAACUCUACCUUUUCGUGAUGUAUGACAUACAUUGUCGUACAUUGACACAUUGGCGGUGAUUUGACCGCCAUAAGCAUGCACUUUCAAUAGAACGCGUCGUUGGUGCGGGGUAACCCACAGCCUAG